This is a messenger RNA of Coniophora puteana RWD-64-598 SS2, 3063 nucleotides long. RefSeq lists its product as uncharacterized. The record is from RefSeq and is a predicted model, not a curated record. Lineage: Eukaryota; Fungi; Basidiomycota; Agaricomycetes; Boletales; Coniophoraceae. The transcript has 7 exons. The coding region runs from base 78 to 2579 and encodes 833 amino acids.
CUGGUCGCAACACAACUAUCCGCUGUCCUCCCAUCCUCCUCUUCUCCACCACACUCCUCAGGGGACGCGACCACACCAUGGAACGCAGCGCCGGCAGACCGUGGACGGCCAACGAAGACGACCUACUCGUACAGGCAGUCGCUCUCCACGGCGAAUCAGACAACUGGAAGGCCAUCGCUCGUGCAGUGCCUGGUCGCACCAAUAAGGCAUGCAGAAAGCGCUGGUUACACUCCCUCUCUCCCAACAUUAGAAAAUCGGCGUGGACCCCAGAGGAGGACAGGGUUCUGCUCGACCUCUACAAAAUCCACCACACCAAGUGGUCCGUCAUAGCCCGCCACAUUCCCGGUCGCACAGAUGAUGCCUGCUCCAAACGCUAUCGCGAGGCUCUUGACCCCUCUCUCAAACGCGACGAGUGGACCCAGGAAGAGGACGAUAAGCUCGCCGAAGCCUUCCUUCGCCUCGGUGGUCGCUGGGGCGUCGUUGGCCAAGAGCUUCAGCGAAGCGGUCUCGCUUGCCGUAACAGGUGGAGGCUCCUCGAGCGCAAGCGUUCAACCGCCAUGUCCGCCUCCACUGACCAACGCGUCCAGCAGCCCCUCCCUUCGUCGCUGCCCCCCAGCGAGGCGCCAAGCCCCUUGGUCGAGUACCAGCCUGCUCCAUGGUCCCACACUCCCGUCUACUCUCAAACGCCGCAGUGGGACAUUCCAUCGAUCGACGACACCACCCUCCGGCACAGUUUUCAAAACACUGGUGCUCCACUUGCCACCGAUGUCUCGUUCCAGUACUCAUCUUCGUCCCUGAGCUCUGCGCUGUCUUCGCCACAUCCCUCCUCGUCCGACUUUGGCGCUGGCCCCAGUACUCACCAACAUCAGCAACACGAACAUCACUCGUCGCAGCGGCAACAACCUUUGACUGUUACUCUGCCAGGCUACAACACCGAUCAUCGCACUCCUGACGCUGCUCACCAGGGGUACUCGCUGCACUUUGACUAUCACUCGGACUUCUCUACACCGAGCACGCCUGCUGUAACUGACAACCUGUCGUACCAGCAACAACAGCUCCAUGUCGGGCAGUCUAACGAGGUCACCCUGCCGAGCCCUGCGAAUUCGCACUUUGAUUCGUACAUACCCCAGCCUCAGACCCAGGAGCACGUCUCUAGUCACUCGUACUAUACCCCUCAGGCCGAGCAUGUCCAGAAUGCGCCAACCCCUCAGCAUCAACUACCUCAGGCCUCGACGCGUCCAGAGGGCGAUAUGAUGCACUUCUCUGGCUCCCAGCAGAGUCACUCGCAGAUGAACAUGCCCCACUUGCACAGUGCUCAUGAUCACUCUGGCCACUCUAGUCACUCGGUGUACCUGACCCCUCAGUCCCAAUAUGAGCAUCAGAACAAUGUCGAUGUCUCGGCGCUUCAUCAAGGCCCCUACUACCAUGGUGGUCAAGCUCCUAAUCGCGCUUCUCAGCAGCCGAUGCCAGAGCGCGCGCAGUCUGCUACCCCGUGUGGCGAACAGCAGCAACAGCAGGCUGGGACGAAGCCCGGGUUUUACCCACCCAUUCCCCCGGUCCAGAUUCGCAACUCGGCAAACUUCCCUGUUCACAGGACGUACAUUCAUCCCAGCGAGCGUGCACUUUCUCGCGAGGCGGGCGCCCACCGGACGUAUAUGCAACCAGGCGAACGGCAGAACUCGUACAACUCGGCAUCGCUAGCUCAGAACGGGCAGAGAGCUGCCGGCGCUGGGAGUCCGUAUCCUGGCUACAUGCGGGGCUCGUCUUCUUCGUCUUCGAUGGCACCGCCCCCCACGCCAAAGUCUGAGUCCGGCUCCACGUCUCAGUUGGAACAAGGCGGGGCCGCGUCCUCGGACACACAGCCCGACGGAGGCUUCCCUGGUGCGGCGGGCGACUACCCUCGUGGCGGACCGAGGCCAAGGCCCCGGCCAAUGGGCAACCGGCGCCGACCGGAUCUUCAGGCACCGCUGCGGCUUUCUUCGGAUCUGCCCGCGACCAAUGAUCCGAACGUCAAACCUUAUGCGUGCGGUCAUGAGACGUGUUGGCCCGCGGAGGCCAAGCAGAGCUCGCACAUGUUCCGCACGUCCCGCGGCCUCUCGGACCACAACAAGGCGGCCCACCCCGACGACGCUGGCGGUGACCGUCCGUAUCGAUGCGGUCUCGAAGGAUGCGGCAAGUCAUGGAAGAGCAUCAAUGGGCUCCAGUACCAUUUGCAAAUUUCGAAGGCGCACUUCCAGCACGCCAUCUCCACGACGAUCAUGCGCACGUCGUUCAACGCUAGCGUCGAAGCGGCCCAGAGUUCCGCUAGCAGCGGCGGCGGCGGCUCGCCGGAGGACGGCGAGGAUAAGGGCAAGAAGCAGUAUGUGUGUCCGCACGAUAACUGCUUCAAUCGGUACAAGCAGCUCAGCGGUCUGCGGUACCAUCUUGCUCAUGGCCACCCCGUGGACAUGCCUGUGCAGCUCGAUCUCGUCCCGCCUGCGCUCUCUCGCCGGCUGAACGAGAAGCUGCAGGCUAGCAGCGGCCGGGCGGCGGCGCCCCGUCUUGCUAUAGAGGCGGUGUGCGACGACUUGUGUUGCUGAUCGAUCGCCGCCUUGUUCGUCCUCUGGAUUCUGUCGUCCUGGAAGGUCUCGUUUAUCUUAUCGUCCAACACUGGCCGUUAAUUGGCAUCGCACGCCGCGCUCCCCCCACCCCCGUUUAUCGAUUAUCAUUCGUGCUUUUGCUUCCUCUGUUGUCUGCAUCGGCUUCCUCUCCUUGUACAUGCAUUGCCUGCGCGGCGAGGCCUAAUAGCCGCCGCUGUUCACUCCUUGUCUGCUCCACCCCAUCUUCGCCCGGCUUGACCUCUUGCACCCCGUGUAACUUGGCCGUUCUGCGUAUUUCUCUUGUUUGUUUGUCUUAUCUUAUCUUUCUCUGUCCUUUUCUUUUGGCACUGGCAGCUCCACUACACAACACGGCCUUUAUCCUUAUUAUAAUACCACUCCGGACUUCGUUCGUACAUACUUGGGUUGCAUUUUUGAUCUGACGCAACGGCAUUCCACACUCCAUAUUCAUUCGCAUGUUCAUUUU